AUGGUGGAACCGCUCACUAUAAUAGCGAGCGCGGCCUCGCUCCUCGGAAUAUGUUCGAAAGUCGCCGUCGAGCUGAAGAAAUUUCGCCACGGAGCGGCGGAAGCCCGCACCUACGUCACGGCAAUGUUGAACGACAUGAAAGGCUUGCGAGAUGUCCUCCAGUCAAUGGAAGAUACCUUCGAUGAGUUGGAAGUUCAGCCUCCAAGUGGCCAUAUUGGGAUUCACUGGAAGAACCUUUUGAGAUCUCUCCAAGAUGGACGCAGUACUCUUGAACAACUUGAAGAGCUCCUCACUACAAUUAACAAGCAAGUGACUUUCCUAGACUCCGCACGGCGAGAAGUACGCGUGAAGAGCGCUGUGGAACAGAUUGUAAACUUCAGGCAGCAAGUUCAAACGUAUAAGGAUGCAAUGCAGCUCUCAUUGCAAACUAUUAUCUUCUGGCAUCAGGUCUCAAUCCAAGAGUCAACUUCAAAGAUCCUGCCUAGUCUGAACGCCAUGCAUUCGGACAUCCGUCGGCUUGCAACAAACCUGGACAUCAAGCUUCAUGGACUGCAAAAUAUGUUCAAUGGGAGUAACCAGCAAAAGCAAAUGGCUGGUGUCGAAAAUCUAAAAGAAUUCAUUCACUCGGCCGCCACAGUCCUUUCAUCUGCUUCCACAAUAACCUCCAACGACAAGGAGGGGGAUGAUGCCCUUUCUGAGUAUGCAGACGAUUUUUGGCCUGAUUUCAAUGCAGACUGGUUUCGAACCAAAACAAACCUUGAUUGGGUCAGCUCCACUAGAGGGAAAUCACUCACCUUCGAACUCGGCAAUACCAGUUUUCAAGAACCCUUAACGACGAGUUCUGAUGCACCUGGUGGAUUACCAGAGGUUUCUCCAUCACCUACACAACCCCUGAUACAUCUAACUAGGAAAGGCUCGGGCCACUGGUUUGACAGACUCAUACCUAGCAGCCGCGAACGACAACCCACUGUGUUCAAUUUGGGAACUCAAAAUAGCGACCAUUACCAACUAAAGGAUGAGACGGUUGGUAUUGAGAAACCCGCAGAAGACAGUUAUCUAUCACGCCCCGUCCCACCAUCCCUGUCAACGCCGGCUCAUCAGCAGAGCAAAACAUCUAAACAAAACUUAACCCCGUUGUUUGCUUUUCCUUCCAGGGAAAAGCGACAAUCUCUUAUUCAACUUUUCUGGAGCAAGGCCUCUGCUAAUAAGAGAUCCACACCUAAGGCAAGGCGGGAGCUAGCUGUGACGGAAGACCAAGGGCACAAACAGUCCAGAACACGAAUGAAGUUUGUCUUUGUGGGCGACGGUGCAUGUGGAAAGACAUGUCUUCUAAUCCGGGCGUCUAAAGGUGUUAUGCCAGAGGUCUAUGUUCCCACGGUCUUCGAGAACUACGUGUGCGAUGUUCAGGCCUACGGAACGUCCGUCGAAGUGGCUCUGUGGGAUACUGCUGGGCAAGAAGAUUACGAUCGAUUGCGACCCCUCGCAUAUCCUGAUUCCCACGGCGUCUUCAUAUGCUUUUCUAUAGAUUCCCCGGACAGUUUGUAUAACGCCCAAGAGAAAGUAAAGUAUUCCGUGCGACAAGGCAGAGGAGAGGCCCCGGUUCUAAUCGCGAUUACGCAGUGGAUAAACGAGGUAUCGCACUUCUGCAAAGACGUCCCUGUUUUUCUCCUAGGGUGCAAGAACGAUCUUCGUGACGACCCUUCAACUAUUGGAGAGCUUUUUAAAACCUCACAAUGCCCCGUGAAACCAGCUGUGGCUGAAGAAGUGGGGCGAGACUUGGGCGCAGUUGAGUAUUUUGAUUGUUCUGCAAAGACCGGAGAUGGCGUUGAUGUGGCCUUAGAGAAAGCGGUUAGACAUGUUUUGCAAGGAGAAAUGGUACAGAAGAAAAGGAGGAAAGGCCGCAGUUUCUUCUAG
This is a messenger RNA of Aspergillus lentulus, 1914 nucleotides long. NCBI's taxonomy places the organism in Eukaryota, Fungi, Ascomycota, Eurotiomycetes, Eurotiales, Aspergillaceae. The record is from RefSeq and is a predicted model, not a curated record.